Molecule: messenger RNA, 3501 nt
Organism: Prunus mume (Japanese apricot)
Lineage: Eukaryota; Viridiplantae; Streptophyta; Magnoliopsida; Rosales; Rosaceae
Biological process (GO): protein phosphorylation
Molecular function (GO): protein binding; protein kinase activity; ATP binding
Source: RefSeq, a predicted model, not a curated record
AAAGCUUGGAACAUAACAUUAACUCCUCAAACCACCAUGGAAGGAGGACUUUUCUCUGCUCACAAGCCUACUUUUCUUCUUCUUCUCCUUCAUAUUUUCCUGCUUGCUCUGCUUCCAUUCAAGGCCAUUUCAUCACCAAAAACACAGGCAGAAGCUUUGCUAACUUGGAAGAACACCUUUGCUUCUGCACCACCUUCUCUCCCUUCAUGGUCCCUCACUAACCUCAACAAUCUUUGCAACUGGUAUGCCAUUGUUUGUGACCAGAGCAGCAAACAAGUUUCCCAAAUUGACCUCUCCAACUUCGACAUCUCUGCAACGCUAACCCAUUUCAACUUCUCCCCAUUUCUCAAUCUCACCCAAUUCAACCUCAAUGGCAACAAUUUCACAGGGCCUGUGCCCUCUGCCAUUGGCAACCUCUCCAAGCUCACAACUUUGGACUUGGGCAACAACUUUUUCGAUCAAGAAAUACCUGUGGAGAUAGGCAAGUUAACAGAGCUCAAGUAUCUGAGUUUCUUCUACAACACUCUCACUGGUGUAAUUCCCCGUCAGCUUAGCAAUCUCCAAAAGGUACAGUUUUUAAUUCUUGGAGGAAACGGCUUCUCCUCAGAUCCUUACUGGUCUAAAUUUUCAGGCAUGCCUUCUUUGACAUACCUUGAUCUUUCUGAAAAUCAUGUAUAUUCAGAAUUCCCAGAAUUUAUAUCUAAAUGUUUGAACUUGACAUUCCUGGACUUGUCUGGAAAUUACUUUACUGGCCAAAUACCACAACAAGUAUUUACCAAUCUGAGAAGGCUUGAAUAUCUCAAUCUCAACAACAACGACUUCGAAGGACCACUGCCAUCAAACUUUCCCAAGCUUAAACACCUUCAUUUCGCACACAACAAUUUCACAGGGCCUAUACCGCCUUCUAUAGGCCAACUCAGAGAGCUCCAGCACCUUGAUCUUAAAUUGAAUUCCUUAGCCUCUUCAAUCCCAUCUGAGCUUGGUCUUUGUACCAAACUCACCAACUUGGCCCUGUCUUCCAAUCACCUUGAAGGGAAAAUUCCGCCUUCUAUAGGCCAACUCAGAGAGCUCCAGCACCUUGAUCUUAAAUUGAAUUCCUUAGCCUCUUCAAUCCCAUCUGAGCUUGGUCUUUGUACCAAACUCACCAACUUGGCCCUGUCUUCCAAUCACCUUGAAGGGAAAAUUCCGCCUUCUAUAGGCCAACUCAGAGAGCUCCACCGCCUUGAUCUUAGUAACAAUUCCUUAAGUUCUUCAAUCCCUUCAGAGCUUGGUUUUUGUACCAUCCUCACCCACUUGGAUCUUUCGAGAAACCAACUCUCUGGGUCAAUUCCUUUAACACUAUACAAACUUCCAUCACUCCAGUACCUUGAUCUUGGAGAUAAUUUCUUAAACUCUUCAAUCCCUUCUGAGCUUGGUCUUUGUACCAACCUCACCGACUUGUACCUGACUUCCAAUCACCUUGACGGGAAAAUUCCACCUUCUAUAGGCCAACUCAGAGAGCUCCGGUACCUUGAUCUUGGUAACAAUUCCUUAAACUCUUCAAUCCCAUCUGAGCUUGGUUUUUGUACCAGCCUCACCUACUUGAACCUGACUUCCAAUCACCUUGAAGGGAAAAUUCCACCUUCUAUAGGCCAACUCAGAGGGCUUCUGUACCUUGAUCUUAGUAACAAUUCCUUAAAUUCUUCAAUCCCUUCUGAGCUUGGUUUUUGUACCAGCCUCACCUACUUGAACCUGACUUCCAAUCACCUUGAAGGGAAAAUUCCACCUUCUAUAGGCCAACUCAGAGGGCUUCUGGACCUUGAUCUUAGUAACAAUUCCUUAAAUUCUUCAAUCCCUUCUGAGCUUGGUUUUUGUACCAGCCUCACCUACUUAGCCCUGGCUUCCAAUAAACUCAAUGGGGAACUGCCUCUGUCCUUCUCAAAUCUGAACGACAUCACGGAUCUGAGUUUAUUUGCUAAUCGGCUUACCGGUCCACUCUUGCCCUCUCUGCUCUCCCGUUGGACCGAAGUGGUCUCUUUGCAACUUCAACACAACAGCUUUAGUGGGAGUAUUCCACCAGAUAUAGGAAGAUUAUCACAUUUGAUAAGCUUGGAUCUUUCGGGAAACCACCUCUCUGGGUCAAUUCCUCCAACACUAAGCAACCUUUCAAAUAUUCAGAUCUUAAAUCUUUCCAACAACAAUCUCAAUGGCCCAUUCCCGCCAGAGAUUUGUGCCCUCUACAUGAUAGAUUUGUCUAAUAACAAUUUGACACAGGAAAUCCAAAAAGCCCCCGACGAUACUUUUGUUGGAGAGUUUGGCUUUUGUGGAGAUGCUAGAGCGCGCAAUUCCAAAAAAAAUAACAACAAAGUUAUAAUUGGUGUCCUUGUACCUGUUUGUGGUUUAUCAGUGGUUGCAACUACAAUUGCUCUUAUUCUUAUGUUCCAUAAGAAAACCAAGCGUGUUCUUAAGAAAAUCCAUAGUGCUCAAAACUUUGAGAAUUUUGAGUCAAUGAUAUUGCAAGAAGAAGUAAAAUUUACGUUUGGGGAAGUUGUAAAGGCCAUAGACGAUUUUCAUGAGAAGUACUGUAUUGGAAAAGGAGGAUUUGGAAGAGUAUACAAGGCAGAGUUGCUAUCAGGUCAAGCUGUUGCAGUUAAGAGGCUUAACACGUCAGACUCUAACGACAUUCCAGCAAUCAAUCUCCAAAGUUUUGAGAAUGAAAUCCGAACUCUGACAAAUAUCCGGCAUAGGAACAUCAUUCGGCUAUAUGGGUUCUGUUCAAGGAGGGGAUGCAUCUUCUUGCUUUAUGAAUAUUUAGAAAGAGGCAGCCUGGGAAAGGCAUUGUAUGGGGUUGAUGGGGUAAUUGAACUUGGAUGGGCUACAAGGGUCAAAGUUGUGAAAGGAUUAGGUCAUGCACUUUCUUACUUGCACCACGACUGCUCUCCACCAAUUGUGCACCGUGAUGUAACUGUCAACAAUGUGUUGCUCGAGUCAGAUUUCGAAGCCCGACUUUCUGAUUUUGGAACAGCAAGACUGAUUAGUGCCAAUUCGUCCAACUGGACCCAUAUCGUUGGCUCAUUUGGCUACAUGGCACCAGAGCUUGCAUUGACAAUGCGAGUCACGGAUAAGUGUGAUGUGUACAGCUUUGGAGUGGUGGCGCUGGAAGUUAUGAUGGGAAGGCACCCAGGGGAUCUGCUAGAAUUCCAGCUUUCUGAAUCAUCACAAUCAAUGAAGGAGGACAAUGCAGAGUUGCUUUUGAAGGAUUUGUUAGACCAAAGGCUGGAGGCUCCAAGAAAUGAAUUGGCAAAGGCAGUGGUGCUUGUGAUGAGUUUAGCCUUGACUUGUAUACGUACGCGUCCCGGGUCUCGGCCUACAAUGCUUUAUGUAGCACAAAAACUAUCAGUUCAAAGUCUGCCUUCCCUUCCUUUACCAUUUGGCAUGCUAACCAUCAACAAGCUGAUGGGGAUAUAAAACUAGAAGGAAAAAAAAUAAAACUAGUUACAUAAUUUAUGUUAUCUAUUUUAG